Messenger RNA from Paramecium pentaurelia, 393 nucleotides. NCBI's taxonomy places the organism in Eukaryota, Ciliophora, Oligohymenophorea, Peniculida, Parameciidae. The record is from the annotation of a GenBank genome assembly.
AUGAUAUAAGAUUCUGCAAAUAUUUCUUACUUCCUUAAAUAAUAAUAAUUCUUAUUGAUUUAUAAAAAUGGAUUAUUUAUUAUAAUAAUUAAAUUUAGCAAAUCAUAUAACAAAUCUAUGGGAUGUGUUCAAAAUAAAGUUCCAAGUGCUGAAAUUUCUAUAAUUAUAUUGAGUCCUCCUAUCUGUGAUUCACCAUCAAUUGAAUUUACACUAAAACCAUAUUACAAUGAGUAAUUUCCUGCUGCUCAUUUGCCUACUAAUACAUCUGUUAAAUACUUUCAUACAAAAUUCAUUUAAUAGAAAAGAUUAACUUGGUCCACAAGAUGUUAAUCAAUUAAAGAUAAGAAAGAGAUAUAUAAUAAUCAACCUUCUAAUAGUUGUCCAUACUUUUGA